This is a messenger RNA of Ooceraea biroi (clonal raider ant), 2226 nucleotides long. Its product is annotated as hexosaminidase D. Lineage: Eukaryota; Metazoa; Arthropoda; Insecta; Hymenoptera; Formicidae. The record is from RefSeq and is a predicted model, not a curated record. Gene Ontology annotation, molecular function: hexosaminidase activity. Gene Ontology annotation, biological process: carbohydrate metabolic process.
UCUGCCUGUUCGCGCCAAAAGUUGUCGGUCUCGCUUCAACCAAUGUCACGCCGCUGAAUGGAACGGGAGGAAAGAUGGACUCCUUGACGUUGGGCUCGCACAGGCUGGUUCAUCUUGACUUGAAGGGCGCACCCCCGCGGACCUGUUACUUCGAAAAGCUCUUCCCGCUGUUGCGAACAUGGGGAGCGACUGGAUUGCUGUUGGAAUGGGAGGAUACGUUUCCGUACAACCGAGAGCUCACACCUAUCGGAAGCAAUGGACCGAGCAGCCUGGCAAGCGGAUACACGGUCCAGGAGGCUAGAUAUAUCCUGCAGAUAGCAGGUGAUUGUGGCCUGGCAGUCGUCCCACUGGUACAAACUUUCGGUCACAUGGAGUUUGUCCUGAAGCACGACGAAUGGAGAUCGCUGCGCGAGGUGGAAUCUUUCCCAAGUUCUAUCUGCCCGUCGAAUCCAAGGACUCUCCCACUGGUGAAGUCCUUGAUACGUCAGAUUGUCAGUUUUCAUCCUGACAUACAGUAUCUACAUAUAGGCUGUGACGAAGUGUGGCACUUGGGCCUAUGCUCGGUCUGCACCAAACGUGCCGCGGCCAGUAAAUAUGGCAAAUCUUCCCUGUAUCUGGAACACAUUCUGGCGAUAGCCCAGUACAUUCAGGAGACCUAUCCGUACUUGAAGAUCAUCAUUUGGGACGACAUGUUGCGAUCGAUAGACUUACAGAACAUUACAUCGGCAAAUACGUCGAGCCCAUGGUAUGGCACUACAAUUCCAGGGACAAUUUCGCAUUGCCCGGUGGUAUCUGUCUGCCCCUCUCUGUUUUUCUUUAACGUCAACUUAAGCGAUCUUAAAAAAUGUAUUCCGAAAUACUUGCCAAAUCGUUACACGUUAAACCGUUUGCUAGGAAUGUGGGACAAGUACAGCGCGGUCUUCCCGAAUAUAUGGGCGGCAACGGCAUUCAAAGGCGCCACUGGCUCCACGCAACACAUACCUAUAAUUCGCCAUCACAUCAGCAAUCACGAGAAGUGGUUGGAGGAGCUAGGGGUUCACGUGAGUAAGGUACACGAAUUUCGGGGUACAGCGUUCACCGGCUGGUCCAGAUACGAUCAUUAUGCCACGAUAUGUGAACUGCUGCCCACGGCAAUACCGUCACUGGCUCUAUGCCUGAAGGUCUGGCUCCACGGCUACUCUGAACAGACGCACACUCAGGUUGCAAAGAGCUUGGGAUACAUUGAUCAUCCGUUGCACAUCACGCCGCAACUUAGGCCAAUUUCGAUACCCAGCAACCUGCUCUUCCCUGGGUGGCAAGUGGCUGUGGGUAUGGAGUGGUUCCUCAACUUCAAGGCAAAGUUUCACAAUAUCGUUGCCAGCGAUCAAAUCAUGACGUGGAUGAAUCCAUGGCAAGUGGCAAACAAUUAUACAAAUCCCAUGCAGCUGGAGAACUUGAUACCUAUUUUUACAGACCUAUUAUUGGAGUUAUCUUCACUGGAGAACUAUCUGCGAGUUCAAAUGGAAGCAAUUUUCUUCUCAUCGAUGAUCGAGGAGUGGAUAGGUACCAAUAUUCACCCUGUGAAGGCAAAGUUAAUGGAGCUGAAGCAAACCACGGAGAAUCAGUUGAAGAUAAACAACCGCGUGUAAUGCUUUUUCUGCUUGGAGGAGCCGGCGAUCGAUUUCGAAUGCGUGGUCCACGAUUUAAGGGAAAACAAUCGCGGGAACUCCAUCAGAUCUCUCGUUGCAACGAAUGAUUAUUCCUCGAAUGUAGGGAGAAAUUAUUUUUGUAUGUAGUAAAUCGCUGCAUAUAAAAUGUCAAAUGGUACAUCGCUAUUCUUAAAGAAGUAUCGUUGCAAAAAAUAAAGAAUGAGGUAUAGUUUCGUAAGAAAAAGGAGCCGUUAUUUUAAUAUUCGAUACGAAAAAGAAGAGAGAGCAAGAAACUCUUUUUGUCGAUACUUGAGAUGCUCUGUGAUACUUGACUAUGAGAGGAUAACUGCAGUUAAAUUAACAGAAAAUUAACGAUUAGAGAACGAUUUAAUCGCUUAUCUUUGUUUUCAGUGUACAAUUUAUACAAAUUUGCGAGAGAGAGAGAGAAAGAGAGAGAGAGAGAGAGAGAGAGAGAGAGAAGUAAUAAUCUCCUUUUUUAGAUUGAUGUAGAUCGGUCAAACGAAAAUUGUUAGAUUUGAAAUAAGAAAAAGACGUAUGUUGUAAGAGAUAAUAUAUAAAAGUUAAUAAGUCGUAUAAC